AUGGGCGAUUUUGUCGAUUGCGGAUAUUAUAGUUUAGAAACAUUAACACAAUUAUUAGCAUUCAAAGCAAAAUGGCCAAAUCGUUUAACGUUAUUACGAGAAAAUCAUGAAAGUAGGCAAGUGACACAAGUCUAUGGUUUCUAUGAUGAAUGUAUGAAAAAAUAUAGAAAUGGAAAUUUAUGGAGAUUUUAUUGCCGAUUAUUUGAUUUGAUGCCAAUUGGAGCACUAAUUAAUAACACAGUAUUGUGUGUACAUGGUGGCCUGUCUCCGGACAUCGGUACAAUCGAUCAAAUGAGAACAAUUGAACGUGAUCAAGAAAUUCCUCACACAGGAGCAUUCUGUGAUUUAAUGUGGUCAGAUCCCGAUGAUAUUGAAUAG
This is a messenger RNA of Didymodactylos carnosus, 378 nucleotides long. Lineage: Eukaryota; Metazoa; Rotifera; Eurotatoria; Philodinida; Philodinidae. The record is from the annotation of a GenBank genome assembly.